AUGCCGGCAACGUGCCCUGGCGAAAUAACGAUCGAGAAGACACCUAAAUACUUCAUAGCCAAACGGACUCCGGAGCGUAUCCAUAAGAUGAAUCCGGAUACGAAGCUGAUCGUCGUCGUCCGGGACCCGGUCACUCGGGCAUUAUCCGAUUAUGCGCAAAACGCUUCAAAGAGACCGCGGAUGCCGUCAUUCGAGGAAAUGGCCUUUAUUAGUCGCGACCAGGGGUCAGCGAUCGUCAACCAGUCGUGGCACGCCAUAUCGAUCGGACUCUAUCACAAGCACGUGAAGAGAUGGCUGAAAUACUUCCCGUUGAAACAGAUGCAUUUCGUCAACGGCGAGAGGUUGAUCACUAACCCGGUCGAAGAGGCAAACCUCGUCGAGGACUUCCUCGGUCUCGAAAGGGCUAUCGGCCCGAACAACUUUUUCACCGUUCGUCGAUCGGGCAAAAGUUUCCCUUGUCCACGGAAACACCCGAAACAGCCAAAGUGCCUUGGCAGCACCAAGGGUAGAAAGCAUCCUGUGAUUCCCGGUCACCUUCUGCGGACACUGUACAGUUUCUACGAAACGCCCAAUCUGCUGUUCUAUCGCCUGGUCCGAAGGGAUUUUUCAUGGCAGUGA
Soboliphyme baturini is the source of this 618-nucleotide messenger RNA. The record is from the annotation of a GenBank genome assembly. Lineage: Eukaryota; Metazoa; Nematoda; Enoplea; Dioctophymatida; Soboliphymatidae.